AUGGCAGGCAUUGUACCUGAAGCCGAAGAAUUCGGCCAUGACGUACCAAUGGAUCCGACUAUGGAGAGUGAAGACAGCGAACAUUCUGAAGAACUUGUAAUGAGCGAACCACCUGAUUCUGAAUGUCAUAUAGAUGAUGUGGGCGAUAACGAAGAUGUCACAGAGCGAUUCAGUGACUUUGCUGUACCCACUACAACUCGAAAUAAACACGAGGAAGCCACGUCAAGAAGUCCGUCAAUACAGGUGCUAUUUGAUUGGAAUUCAUAUCUUCGUGAACAGAAAGCUGAACCAGCCCCAAAAGAGUGUUUCUUUCAACCAGACACGCCUCCAGAAAACAAGUUCCAGAUCGGCAUGAAGCUUAUGAUUGCUGAUCCUAGAGGCAUGACACAUUUAUUUAUUAGACCAACUGGUACAAGCGCAAUGUUCUGUCUGGGCACCGUUGUAAACGUGUAUAAAUUAUGGUUGUGCGUACGUCUUGAGGGCUUGGACAACUCCCAUGAGAAGUGGAUUUUCUGUGAUGAUGAAUCGAUACAACCUAUUGGACCUACUACUGAGGAUCAUAUGAAGCUGAAUCCACCGAUUGGUUUCAUCCAUCAUCACGGUACUUUCCCAAAAUUUCUCGAACAACAUCUGAAGCCGGACGAUGAAACUGGAAAAUCAAGGUUGUGUCCACCAGAAUGGUUCAGACCAAUAUCUGAAACACUGAAACCAGUACAAAAUUUCUUCAGCGUAGGCCAAAAAGUUGAAGCGAUCGAUCAGAGGAGUUUUAAUGGAAAGACAUGUCCGGCGACUAUUGCAGGUGUCACAAAAUCACAUAUUCAAAUCCACUUCGAUGGAUGGAACAGUGGUUACGACAUCAAGGAGCCAUACUACACUCGAUUCGUGAUGCCGGUCGGAUGGUCCCAGAGGAACGGUGUUGAUAUCAGUCCACCGAAAUCCGAAGCGAAAAACACGAGUAGACCAACGCCGUUGACGGUAUCGAAGCAAUCAGCGAGUCAAAGACAGAAACAUCGUUCGACUGUUACGAAGUCGGCGCCACACGCAUCGAUUUCGAGCUCCGGCAGUCGAUCAUCAUCUUCAUCAUCGUCGUCGAAAGUUGUUCGACGACUAUCCGAUAUGGGUGUGAAUCCGGUGGAAGGCCUAAAAGGACGUGGUGCUCGAUCAUCAGCAAAGCGUCCAGCAAAAAACGGCACGGCUACACCGCCACCAAAGAAGAGUGUAGAAGACGUAAGUCCGACAAGAAGUACGUCUUCAGCAGACACAUCACUUUUCGUGAAGGUCAACCCACAGACUCUACGUUCAAGUUUAUAUUUGAAUCAGAAUGAAGCUGAGGAAGUUGUUUCAUCAACGACUGCAUCUGUCGAUACACCACGUACUAUUGGACCUCGUCCAUUGGCUCCACGUCCGUCGUGUUCUCAAACCAACCACGAUUUUUUAGGGAAGAUCUGUCCAAAAAUGGAACACGAAAAAGCGGAAGAGGCUCUAUCAGCAUCAUCAACGUCAACACUGCCACUGAUGUUGCAGACAUCGUCGCUUAAUGGUCCUGUUAAUCAAAGAUCGCAUGACAUUGUUCUUUUGUCCAAAGAUGAAAUACCGGUCAGAGAGAGACUCAUGACGAUUUUUGUCAACUACACCUGUGAUCUCGGUCCUAAUCUGGAUCCUAUCAUGGUUGCUGGAAUUCGUCGUAAAUUUGGACCAUUUGCAAUCCACCAUGCACUUCGAGAAGCUGUACAACAGCUUCUGAAUUGUUCGACAGAUGACAGUGCAAUGUUGAAUCUGGUGCAGCCUGCUGCUGUAACCCAGAUACUCUCAGUAACCGUAGUUGUUCUUUCGCAGCCAAUGAAGCAAUGGACAAUUGAGAAAGUGGCGAGUGAGUUGAAGAAGAUCCUAGAUCCUGUUAUUGUUACGAAAUUCGUUGAACAGCAAAUUGAUGGACGAUCAUUAGGAUUGUUGACCACGGAUCUACUUAUGACUCACAUGGGACUAGCUCUUGGACCAGCUCUCAAGGUGGUCGAUUUUGUGCAAUCAAUGCGAAAGCUACAGGAGCGUCAACAAACAAGUGCUGGUGCUAGCGAAGCACGUGUCCCAUAA
This is a messenger RNA of Angiostrongylus costaricensis, 2091 nucleotides long. NCBI's taxonomy places the organism in Eukaryota, Metazoa, Nematoda, Chromadorea, Rhabditida, Metastrongylidae. The record is from the annotation of a GenBank genome assembly.